GAUAAGAGGAAAGCGGAAGCGUCGCUAGCAUUUAGUUUAAUACGGAAACGUCAGCCUUGGCAACACAAUAUUUUUGUUUGUGUGUCCGGUACUUUUACCGUUUACCGACACAACAUUAGCUAGGUCCCGAAACAGAAAGAAUAUAUAUGUUGCUAUAUUGGCACCGAACUACCUCGGCUAAGGUUAUGUAGCCCAUGUAAGCAGCCGCUGCGAGGUGUUUUUUGCUUGACUGGCUGGUGUUUUAAAGUAGCUUGUUUACGUUACACUAAAAGAGUUGUCACUUUCCAGUAAAUGGCCUGCACUUUAGAAAAAGUGCUGGCCGAUGCUCGGACCCUUCUCGAAAGGCUAAAAGAGCACGACACAGCCGCCGAGGGACUGAUAGAGCAGUCCGGGGCCCUGAGUCAGAGAGUACAGAGCAUGAGGGAAGUGGGAAAUGCUCUUCCAGACAAGCACACAGAUGACAGUUCAGAGAUUCAGGAGCUCACGAAAUACAAACCUCAUGUACUUCUGACUCAGGAAAACACUCAAAUCAAGGAACUGCAGCGAGAGAAUAAAGAACUAUGGCUGUCUCUUGAAGAACACCAGUACGCGCUCGAGUUGAUCAUGGGUCGGUAUCGCAAGCAGAUGCUCCAGCUGAUGAUGGCAAAGAAGGAGCUGGACACCAGACCUGUGCUCAGCCUCCAUGAGGACCAUGCCAAAGAAGUGCAGAACCAGGUGGAGCGGAUAUGCGAGAUGGGCCAGGUGAUGAGAAGAGCAGUGCAGGUGGAUGAUCAGCAUUAUUGCUCUGUUCGAGAGAGGCUCGCUCAACUAGAGAUUGAGAACAGGGAGCUGCGAGAUCUCCUGGCCAUCAGCAAGAGCUCUGUGAAGACGAGAGAUGAAACUAACCAGCCACUAGCCACAGGAGAGCAGUCUCCUCUGCCAGAGUCCACCGAGUGACCUGAACCGUGGUUGGGAUGAAUAGAAGAUCUACAGGAGCAGGAGACUUAUCGGUGUCCUCUCCUGUGCUCACCACCACAUUAUUGAUAUUUUUAUUUUAUUUUAUUUUUUUACAUACAAUUAAAUGCAGUCCAUCAUGAAGGGUCUUGGUUAUCACUCGUGACACACACACACACACACACACACACACACACACACACACACACACACACACACACACAUGUACUGGAGCAAUGGCAGUAAAAGCAAAGGGGAUUUCUUUUGUUUUUAGCCAAAGACACUUUUAAUCUCCAAGGAUACAGUUUCUACCUCUUUGGUGCCCCUUUGCUCUUCACACAUACACACACACACACACACACACACACACACAUUCUCACAGUGAGUAAAGCGCUCAUAACCAACCCUCCUUUGAGUUCACUUGAAAUCAAGAAGCCAACUUGUAGUUCACACCAUAUAAGAGGCUGUGUUUGCUGCCAAUACGAGAACUUUUGGCUGUUUUAUAGUUUGCCUGCUGAGGAGUAACAGUGGAACCUUUGUAUCUUAUUGUAAUGUUUUGGGUGUGACAUGUUUGACAGUCUCAACAUAUAUAACAUGGUUUUCAUGUUUUAGUACCUUAAUUCUGUGUUAGACACAAGUUGUACAGUUUCCAGAUUCAGAGUAUUGUGUACCAGCUAAUGGCACAUCUUUAUUAGUGGUACCACUUUCAGUACAUGCCAAGUUUUUUGUGUAAAUCGAUACCACGUUUGUGCACUGUAUGUUGUCAGAAGCUGUAUUUUGUCAUCUCAGGAAAUUGUGUUAUUAAGAUGACUUCAUGACAGUGUACUGAUUUGUGUCAAAUUAAACUUCACUCAGAAAGUUUGCUAUACAAAACA
Molecule: messenger RNA, 1808 nt
Organism: Archocentrus centrarchus (flier cichlid)
Lineage: Eukaryota; Metazoa; Chordata; Actinopteri; Cichliformes; Cichlidae
Gene: sike1
Product: suppressor of IKBKE 1
Exons: 5
Coding region: 292-936 (214 amino acids)
Source: RefSeq, a predicted model, not a curated record